This is a messenger RNA of Triticum dicoccoides, 1097 nucleotides long. RefSeq names its product N-acylphosphatidylethanolamine synthase-like. Bases 24 to 905 code for a protein of 293 amino acids. NCBI's taxonomy places the organism in Eukaryota, Viridiplantae, Streptophyta, Magnoliopsida, Poales, Poaceae. The record is from RefSeq and is a predicted model, not a curated record. Gene Ontology annotation, biological process: phospholipid metabolic process. The transcript has 5 exons.
CCGCGACAAGAAAGGGGUAAAAGAUGGAGGUGUCCGCCGACGCGGCGACGGCGGCGGCGGCGCGGACGCUGCGGUGGGCCGGCCGUGCGGGGCACCUUGGCGGCGUCCCCCGCGCGGCGGUGAUAGGCGCCGUGGGCACCAUCGCUAAGGCGUACGUGUCGCUGCUCAACACCACCACCGUGCACAACGCCGACGCCCUCCACCGCCUCGUCUCCUCGCGGCCCCCCGGCACGCCGCUCCUCACCGUCAGCAACCAUAUGUCCACGAUAGAUGACCCAUUUAUGUGGGGAUUCAAGGGUUUCCCUAUUACAGAUUCAAAGCUUGCAAGAUGGGUGCUGACAGCAGAGGAUAUCUGCUUCAGGAAUGUAUUCAUGUCUUACAUAUUUCGACUUGGGAAAUGUGUGCCGAUCACUAGAGGGGCUGGAAUUUAUCAAGACCAUAUGAAUGAGGCCCUUGAAGUGCUUAGCACUGGAGGCUGGUUGCAUUCAUUCCCUGAAGGAAAAGUAGCCCAGGAUCACCAACCAAUCAGACGGUUGAAAUGGGGAACUGCCAGUCUUAUUGUCCGAGCACCCGUAACUCCAAUAAUUUUACCUAUUGUUCACACUGGUUUUGAAAAGGUCAUGCCAGAGAAAUCAUUUUUUGGACGCCGUCCACCAUUACCUCUCUGCGGCAAGGAGAUACAGAUCAUCGUGGGAGAACCAGUAGAUUUUGAUCUGCCAGGCUUAAAGCAGGUGGCAGCAAUGAUACCACAAGACACAUCCUUCAAAAGGAAGGGCUGGCCAACCAUCACGCCGGAGGGGCUAGACGAGGCAGCACAGAGAUGGCUUUACCAGAAGAUGUCGGAUAAGAUCCAGUCCGUGAUGGAGAGCUUGAGGAAGACGCUUCUGAACUCGAAGCAGCAUUGACAUUGAUUCUUUUUGUUCGUUCUUCGACCAUGGGGCAAGGAUGUACUGCCUUUUUUCCCCAAUACCUUGUUGAAUUGGUUAGGGUAUAUAGUAGUUUUCUUAGCUAGUUUCAGAUGAUGGGAUCACAAUACGGUGAUUGGGAGGAUACGGGAAUUGAGAGGGAUGGAGUAGUUCUCCAGUGGGCAUUGCACC